Morus notabilis is the source of this 1641-nucleotide messenger RNA. Its product is annotated as pathogenesis-related genes transcriptional activator PTI6. Gene Ontology annotation, molecular function: DNA binding; DNA-binding transcription factor activity. The transcript has a single exon. Lineage: Eukaryota; Viridiplantae; Streptophyta; Magnoliopsida; Rosales; Moraceae. Gene Ontology annotation, biological process: regulation of DNA-templated transcription. The coding region runs from base 404 to 1141 and encodes 245 amino acids. The record is from RefSeq and is a predicted model, not a curated record.
UCUUUUUUUUUGGCCUUUUCUCUUACUCUCAGUCCGUGCACUAUAUAUAACCCUCCUAGACACUGCUUUAUGACAUUUUUUCCUCAUUUUCUCUUUCUUUUCUUUUAGAAUCUUAAACCUCUUCUUCUUUCUUCUUCUUCUUCACACUCUCCAGUCCCUCUAUCUCUCUCUCUGUCAAAACCUGCAAAGGCUUUUGCUGCUUAAUUUGCACAUAGCCUUUGCAGGUCUUACCAAAAUUCUCUCCUUUUUCUAGUUUGUUCUUCUCUGUCUUCUUCUUUUUCUCCAUAAAUCCUAAUCUUACUGCUAAUUAACUGUUUUCCUCUGUUUUUUUUUUCCUGUGUUACUUGAGAAAGUAGAAACCGCAAUAAAUUCACUUUGUGAUCUCUCUACUAAGUCCCAAAACAUGAUAAGCCACGAGAGAAUCUUAGAUCGCGAGAUCAAGUACUCCGAGCACAAAACCACGACGAGGAAACCCAUGGCCGGGGCUCAACAGAAGCUCAUCCGGAUCAUAAUCACCGACGCCGACGCCACCGACUCAUCCAGCGACGACGAAUCUGAGCCGUCUGUACUGAGAGUAGUGAAGAGGCACAUCAAAGAGAUCAACUUCGAGAAAUCUUCUCCCGACCCAAACAAGCCGCCGAAGCAAGUUAAAGCUCUGAAAAGGCAUCUAAAAUCGCCGGAGCCCGACGCGGCUCGCCGGAAAAAGUUCCGCGGCGUUCGCCGGCGACCGUGGGGGCGGUGGGCGGCCGAAAUCCGCGACCCGAAUCGGAGAAAGCGGGUCUGGCUCGGAACCUUCGAUACGGCCGAGGAAGCCGCGACGGUCUACGACAGAGCGGCGGUGAAGCUUAAAGGAGCUAACGCCGUUACCAACUUCCCUAAAGCCGUUAUGACGGAGACGACGGCGGACGUUACCGAAACGAGCUCCGACUUAUCCGACGUGGCAGCGUCGUCGCCGACUUCGGUACUCCGUUUCGACGAGCCUACUCCGUUUGAGCCGUUUGGGUUCUUGGACUACGACGUUUUCGGGUUUGACUCUGAUAUUGACGGAACGCUGGGUUUGCUUCCCGACAUUAUGGUGUCGAGGAAGACUUUGGAGGAGGUCGAGUUCAGCGAGUUCGACUUGGUGGAUGUCGUUUUCUGAAAUUAAUACGUCCAACGACAGGACACGUUCCAACCUCUGUCAACCUGGCACGCUGUGAUUGGUUGUUACUGGGACGGAAGGUACCGGAAUUGCAUGAGUCAGCCCAUUUUAUCAGAAUAUAUACGGCGAUUUUGUUUGGUGUUUUGUUGAGAAAUCUUGUACUAUAUAUAUCAGUUUUGGGAUUAAUUGGAUAAGUGUAAUUACGUGUAAUUAAUUGUUAACGAGAAUGGGAUAGGGAGGGGAGGAGUAAUGCUAUACAGCAUCAAUGGUGAAUAUCACUAUUUAAUAAAAUAUGGGUCUUUAUAGGAUUAUUUUUUAUUAAAUAGUGGUGUUUAAUAUUGGUUGGGUGCAUUUUUCGUGGGGGAGGAUGGGUAUUUUGAGAAGGCCAUUCACCGGAGAUCACGCCUUUUGUUCAAAAGUGAAUGGGGAUGAAUAUUUUAUUUUAUCUGUAUUGUUUAAAAAAUGAAAAGAAUUAUAGUAGAACAUAACAAAAUUGUGUC